Molecule: messenger RNA, 3963 nt
Organism: Chlamydomonas reinhardtii
Lineage: Eukaryota; Viridiplantae; Chlorophyta; Chlorophyceae; Chlamydomonadales; Chlamydomonadaceae
Exons: 17
Coding region: 35-3154 (1039 amino acids)
Biological process (GO): glycine decarboxylation via glycine cleavage system
Cellular component (GO): glycine cleavage complex; mitochondrion; chloroplast envelope
Molecular function (GO): glycine dehydrogenase (decarboxylating) activity; glycine binding; pyridoxal phosphate binding
Source: RefSeq, a predicted model, not a curated record
GCCCUUGCAUAGUCAGGGUACCAGUUUUGCAAAAAUGAGACGCAGCGCUGCUCGCCUGCUGCGUGGCGUUGGCCAGGCGGUCGCCCGCUCGGGCGAGGUCGCCGAGGCGUCGGCUGUGAAGCUGUUCGACAUCAACGCCAGCCGUGGACUGUCGGCGCAGACGUUGAGCAUGCUCGGCGCUCUGAGCCAUGCGGCCACGCCCCUGCCGAGCGGCUUCGCUGCCAGCGGUAUCCGCUCCAUUUCGGUCGCGGCGCUGCAGCCGAGCGAUGACUUCAAGCCGCGCCACAACAGCGGCACGCCCGCGGAAAUUGACUCCAUGGUCAAGGCCACGGGCUUCGGCUCGCUGGACGCACUCAUUGAUGCAACGGUGCCCAAGGCGAUCGUGCGCAAGGACGGCAUGAACCUGGGCAAGUACCACGAGGGCAUGACCGAGAGCCAGUUCCUGGAGUACUUCAAGGCCAUGGCCAGCAAGAACAAGGUGUACAAGUCGUACAUCGGCAUGGGCUACUACGGGACGCACGUGCCCAACGUCAUCCUGCGCAACGUGCUGGAGAACCCCGGCUGGUACACGCAGUACACGCCCUACCAGGCGGAGAUCGCGCAGGGCCGCCUGGAGUCGCUGCUGAACUUCCAGACGAUGAUCUGCGACCUGACCGGCAUGGCCAUCUCCAACGCCUCGCUGCUGGACGAGGCCACGGCCGCCGCCGAGGCCAUGACCAUGUGCAGCGCCAUCGCGCGCGGCAAGAAGCCCAAGUUCCUGGUGUCGAGCAAGUGCCACCCGCAGACCAUUGCGGUGUGCCAGACGCGCGCUGAGGGCCUGGGCCUGGAGGCGGUGGUGGUGGAUGAGGACAAGAUGGCGUACGCCAAGGACGUGUGCGGCGUGCUGCUGCAGUACCCCGCCACGGACGGCUCCAUCUCGGACUACAAGGCGCUGGUGGCGAAGGCGCACGCCGCCAACGUCAAGGUGUGCGUGGCCACCGACCUGCUGGCGCUCACCAUGCUGGCGCCGCCCGGCGAGUGGGGCGCCGACAUCGUGAUCGGCAGCGCGCAGCGCUUCGGCGUGCCCAUGGGCUACGGCGGUCCGCACGCAGCCUUCCUGGCCUGCCACGACGAGUUCAAGCGCCUCAUGCCCGGCCGCAUCAUCGGCAUGUCCAUCGACGCGCAGGGCAAGCCCGCGCUGCGCAUGGCGAUGCAGACGCGCGAGCAGCAUAUCCGCCGCGACAAGGCCACCUCCAACAUCUGCACGGCGCAGGCGCUGCUGGCCAACAUGGCUGCGCUGUACGCGGUGUACCACGGCCCCGAGGGCCUCAAGACCAUCGCGCACCGCGUCAACGGCCUGGCGUCCGUGUUCGCCGCCGGCGCCGCCAAGCUGGGCCACACCGUGCCGUCGGCGCCCUUCUUCGACACCGUGUCGGUCACGGUGAAGGACGGCGACGCCGACAAGUACGUGGCGCUGGCGCUGAACGAGAAGAUCAACAUCCGCAAGCUGAGCAAGAACACCAUCAGCCUGGCGUUCGACGAGACCAGCUCCGUGGCGGACGUGGACGCGCUGCUGCGCGUGCUCAACUGCGGCCGCGACGCGCCCUUCACCGCCGCCAGCCUGGCGCCGGCGGUUGAGGGCGGCGUGGGCGGCUUCGCGCGCAAGAGCACCUUCCUGCAGCAGCCCAUCUUCAACACCUACCACAACGAGCACGACAUGCUGCGCUACCUGAAGCGGCUGGAGAACAAGGACCUGUCGCUGGUGCACAGCAUGAUCCCCCUGGGCAGCUGCACCAUGAAGCUGAACGCCACGGCGGAGAUGAUGCCCAUCACCUGGCCCGAGCUGGCGGCGCUGCACCCCUUCGUGCCCGUGGACCAGGCCGAGGGCUAUGCGGAGAUGUUCCGCGACCUGUCGGCGCAGCUGUGCUCCAUCACCGGCUUUGACGCCAUGAGCCUGCAGCCCAACUCGGGCGCGUCCGGCGAGUACGCGGGCCUCAUGGCCAUCCGCGCCUUCCACCUGUCCCGCAACGAGGGCCACCGCAACGUGUGCAUCAUCCCCGUGUCGGCGCACGGCACCAACCCCGCUUCGGCGGUGAUGGCGGGCAUGAAGAUCGUGACCGUGUCCACCGACAGCCAGGGCAACGUGAACAUCCCGGAGCUGCGCGCCAAGGCGGAGGAGCACAGCAAGAACCUGGCGGCGCUGAUGAUCACCUACCCCUCCACGCACGGCGUGUACGAGGACGGCGUGGACGAGAUCUGCCGCAUCAUCCACCAGCACGGCGGCCAGGUGUACAUGGACGGAGCCAACAUGAACGCGCAGGUGGGCCUGACCGCGCCCGGCCUGAUCGGCGCGGACGUGUGCCACCUCAACCUGCACAAGACCUUCUGCAUCCCGCACGGCGGCGGCGGCCCCGGCAUGGGCCCCAUCGGCGUCAAGGCGCACCUGGCGCCCUUCCUGCCUACGCACCCCGUGGUGCCCACCGGCGCGCUGCCGUCGCGGCCCGCCGACCCCAAGCCCUUCGGCACCAUGGCGGCGGCGCCCUUCGGCUCCUCCCUCAUCCUGCCCAUCAGCUACGCCUACAUCAGCAUGAUGGGCAGCGCCGGCCUCACCAUGGCCUCCAAGCUGGCCAUCCUCAAGGCCAACUACAUGGCCAAGCGCCUGGCCGGCCACUACCCCGUGCUGUUCACCGGCCCCAACGGCACCUGCGCGCACGAGUUCAUCCUGGACCUGCGCCCGCUCAAGGAGACCGCGGGCAUCGAGGCGGAGGACGUGGCCAAGCGCCUGAUGGACUACGGCUUCCACGCGCCCACCAUGUCUUGGCCCGUGCCCGGCACGCUCAUGAUUGAGCCCACCGAGUCCGAGUCCAAGGAGGAGCUGGACCGCUUCUGCGAGGCCAUGAUCUCCAUCCGCGAGGAGAUCCGCGAGAUCGAGAGCGGCAAGGCCGACAAGGCCAACAACAUCCUGAAGCACGCGCCGCACGCGCCGGGCGUGGUGCUGGCGGACAAGUGGGAGCGCCCCUACAGCCGCGAGCGCGCUGCCUUCCCCGCGCCGUGGGUGCGCCAGGCCAAGUUCUGGCCCACCGUCAGCCGUGUGGAUAACGUGUACGGCGACCGCCACCUCAUCACGCGGUGGGAUAACGGCACCUCUGCCGAGGCCGUGGCCGCGCACGCGUAAGCGUGAGCGCGAGCGUGGGCUUAAGCGGCGGUUGCGGUGGGACCCUACGGCGGCUGUGGCGGUGGCGGUUGGGGCGGUCGUGGCGGUGGUGGUGAUUUGCGAGGCGGAGCUGGAGGUGGGGGCUUGUCUGUGACACGAAUAAGAGCCUGGAGGCGGGGAGAGGAGAGUGUUGAAAGGAGAGGUCUGGUGCGCUUUCCAGGAGGUUCGGACGGUCCGGUGUGGUGCAAUUUAAGCCCACCCGGUGGCAGCAUUUACAGCGGUGGCAGGUGGCAAAGAGAGUCAGUUUGCCAUGAUGCAUGGGCCACGGAGAAUUGAGAGCAGGUUGAGUAGGGCCGGUCGUGCCAGAUCUGCGAGGUGUAAUCGCGUAGGUAGGUCAUAUCAUUUAGUUUUGGUAUCGUGUACGGGCGUAGUGUGCCCGCAGUUUUGUCUUGUCGCGGAAUGUGGGUGGAUCCAUCCUUGAGUGGUGACCAACAGACUCAGGUGUGCCCAAAUGUUGUUAGUUGGGGACAGCAUUCUACCGAAGGUGCAUGCUGAGGCCCCAAUGCUAUUGAUUCCGUGAGCUGUGCUGUGCAAGGUUGGUUUGGCGGAACGCGCGUAGUCAGGCGCAGCCCCAGGAGUGUUGCGCUCGUGCGCGUCCUGUGCUGCCGCGUGUGUAAAGGCGCCUGGACAGUGCCUGGAGCGAGCAUACCCAUAAGGCCAUACGUUUUGGGAAGCACACGGGGAGGGUGGUUGUCCCCGUCAGCACCACAACACGUGCAGCGGUUGUGAGGCGGGGGGUCGUGAAGCAGGCGGUCUCACGUAUCGACGCG